Electrophorus electricus (electric eel) is the source of this 1072-nucleotide messenger RNA. The record is from RefSeq and is a predicted model, not a curated record. NCBI's taxonomy places the organism in Eukaryota, Metazoa, Chordata, Actinopteri, Gymnotiformes, Gymnotidae.
UCUUGAUAUUUAGCUGCAAUGGCUUCGACUGAGAACACACACGCGCAAAAUAAUUCUUCAGCACCAUGUGUGGAAGAUGAUUUUACCCCAUCAGCACUUGGAACAAAAGAAUACUGGGACAAUGCUUACAGAAGGGAGCUCGAGACUUACAAAGACAUUGGGGAUGUUGGUGAAAUAUGGUUUGGGGAGGGAAGUAUGAGAAGAGUAAUUCAAUGGAUGCAGAAGCAAAAUAUACCUCUACAUGUGGCUAUUUUGGACAUUGGCAUGGGAAAUGGAGUCUUCCUUGUAGAACUGGCCAAGCAAGGUUUUACAAAUCUUACUGGAAUCGACUAUUCCAUUGCAUCAGUAGAGCUCACAAGAAGUAUUCUGGAAGGAGAGGACUUAACAGACAUUAAAGUUCAGGUACUACUCACAAAUAAGAGUAUUAGUAUCGGUACUAAAAGGGGACCAUCCUAUGCAAACCUCUUUGUUGAAUGCAUUGAGAAACAUUGUUUUGAGCAAUAUAUUGGACAUGUACUCUUACAAUUUCUGAGAUACACUGAUGACAUUUUUGGUAUUGCUACAUGCACAUUAGAAGACCUCAAACAUCAUUCUGUCAUUCUCCAAGUUUCGCCCAGCUUUUGAAUAUAAAUGGAGUAUAGCACAUCCUGGCAUGAAGGUGGCCUUUUUGGAUAUUUCAGUGAAGUUUUGUUUAAAUACCACCAUUUAUUAUAAACCCACAGACUCUCAUUCCUAUUUGCAGUACAGUUCUUCACAUCCCAAGGCCUGUAAAAAUUCUGUCCCUUACUCAUAUCUACUUAGACUUAAACACAUUUGCAGUGAGAAUGAAGACUUCCACCAGGAAAGCAUGGAAAUGUGUGAAUAUCUUCAAAACUGCGGGUUUCCUGAGGAAGUCAUAGAUGUCUUUGCUCGUGCUUUACCCGUUCAGAGAAUGAAUAUACUGACCUAUGAAAAGUCUGCUGUUAAGUCAACAUCAAGGGAACUCUUGUAGUCUUAUCAUACUACAAAUGAAACAGUGGCUGAUAUUAUACUUAAACACUUCAGAAUCCUCCUGGACGAUGCAGAAACCACA